AUGAAACUGAUGUACAAUAAUUCUAGGGACUGGAUUAGUGUUACGACAUAUGAUUGUUUAGGUACAGAUUUUGAUAUCAUAGAACCAUUUCCAUCAUCAACUUCCUGUGACGAUUUCAAUGCUUUAAGAUAUGUUAUUUAUUAUGAAUGUAACGGAAAUGACGCAGACAAUGAGCCUUGCAGUUCUUUGUUCAAUGCACCUAAAUGUGUCACAGAGCAUUUGAAUGAUCUGCAACUCAAUUGCAACCAAGAAAAGGUUACCAUGUUACUAAAUCAAAACCGAGAUAGUGUAUUUAAUAGAUCGACAGUAAAAGCAUGCGAAGACAAAAUGGCACCACUGAUUAAUGGAAGUUGUUAUGGGAUGUCUCAAGCGGAAUAUCACAAUGAAGUGCCACCAUGUUUUCAAUCUUUACGUGAAUUAAAAGAUGAAACUACGUCUUUAAACUCCACCUGCAGAAUGUAUUUAGAAGGCACUCGGUGUCUUGAAAGGAAGGCAAAUGAUGGCGAGACGUGCUCUGCUUCACAUAUAUCCCGUGUUCUGAUGGGACAGAUGGAAUAUGCAAAGUCUUUAGGAGAGAAUGGAUUAUCCGCUAUGUUAUUUAUAUACGGUAGUGCAGAGAAGAUAGGACGUGUUGCAAAAUGUCAAGAACACAUGGAAUCUUUAGAGAAAAUGGUGAAUAUUUGUGAUGAUGAGGAGUAUAUAUCAGGAACGAUUUUCUCCAAUCUGUGUUUUUAUCAACCCAAACAGGGUCAGAAUCAGUGUAGUAUCACACUAGCAGAUCUACUACAGUGUACAAUCAGAACAGUACAGCGCCUGGAUUCCAACUGUACAGCCACUAAAAUCGAACAGGCCGUUAUUGGUAAAAUCAAUGAAACUAACAGCAAUAUCACAGUCUGUGAUAAUGAAGAGUAUUGUUCCAGUGCUCUGGUAAAGAAGGAAGAUAUCUUAGUAUGUUUACGGUUCCUAUCGUUCAUUAACUAUACAGAUAUAACAGUGGAAGAUACCUGCGAAUUUUAUGGCGAAGGUUUAGAGUGUAUGAGCUAUUAUUUGAGAUAUUUAGAGGUAUUUUGUCAACCAGGAACACUCUCGAUACCUACAGCAAACUAUCUUCUAGACAACAAAUUAUCUGAAUUUGAUUUUAGUGUUUGUGAAGAUAAUCUGACGCUAGAAGUAGUGCCAUCAACUCGACCUCUCUGUGACAAUGAAGAAGCUUUAUUAAAGUAUACGACGAGCACGUGUGUCCAGCCAGUAUUGAAUGAUGUAUCAGAAAUGCCAGAUUCACUUUGCACAUUGUUAACACAUAUAUCAUUCUGUGUGGUGAAAACUCUGCAUGAAUCUGUUAUUUACUGUACACCGAGAGAUGUAGCGACUGUUCUGAUAGAGAAUGCCGAGUUCGUACAAGCUAAAUAUCCAUCACUCAAUUUUACUGGUUGUUCUGUACCAGAUUUUAACGUUUCUGUGGAAACUACGACUCCGUCAGCAAUAGUAAAUACCACCUGUAAAUGGGAUGAUAUUACAGAAAGCAUACCCAAAUCGUGUCCAGGUGAAAUAAUGGAUGUGAACAGUACACAUAUUGACGGCAAAUGCGAAAAGCUAUCCCAAUUGUAUGGUUGUAUCCAAUCGUCAUUAGAAACACGUGGCAUCCCCUGUCCAAUGUCAUUGGUGUAUGAACUGUUUAAGGAUCAUGGCGAUGGAGUCAUGCCAUACGUAGGAAUCAACCCUCGAUCUUGUUCAGGCGUUGAGCCAAUGAACAAGACCUGUUCUGCAGUCAACCAACUUGUGAUUGACCCCAACGCUCCUGAAUAUGUAUUGAAAUGUUUUUCUUUGGUAUUUGUCAGUCUAUCUGAUGAUAUUGACUAUGAUAACGCUUGUAGAUUAUUGGCGAUGGCAAUGAGAUGUGCUAUAAAAAAGAGUAAAAUGUUGGGAUAUGAUUGUACAACAGACAAUAUUAGACCAGCCGUCUACUCCUAUACUUCUUUAGUUUUCAAAUCUUUUAAUUUUGAUCCCGACAACUGUACAGCUCCGAUUGAGACUCGUUCUAUAUGUGAAGCUGGUGAUUUAAUGGUGUUAAUAGCCUCGUCAUCACCGUGUACCUACUAUGCGAAUCUUAAUGACCAACCAGCAUGCCAAUCAUUGUCAAUGUUAGUGGAUUGUGUUUCUACGAGAAUAAGCACAUCAGGAAUGUUCUGUUCUAAAUCCACCAUUCUGGAAUACUUGGUAGAUAAUAUAGACAUGUUUGAAUUGAAUUCUACUUUCAAUUUUACUACCUGUUUAGAGAAAGAUGUUGUUGAGAUACCACCAACGAAUCUGAUUAAUUGUUCAGUUUUACCAGCAGCCGAUGUUAGUACCCUAGACACAUGUCAGGCAUCAAUAAAAGAAUUCCAAGAAGCAGUAAAUGGUAGUGUCAAAUGCAGUAUAUUGUUUGAUGUUAUGAGAUGUGUCGCUUCCUCGUCAUUUUAUAUGGGCUAUAACUGUUCUAUAAAUGACAUUACACGGCUGUAUGGUUCCUCCGUGCUUCAAGGAUUUAAUCCAGAAAAUUGUGAUAUACCAAGUGAGCAUGAUGUACCAAGGGGAGAUAACCUAUGUACAGAUGGCGCUGUGUUCGAGUAUUUUAUAACCUAUGAUUGUAAAGAAUAUAUUCCUGAUCCGCAUCGCAUAGGCUUCUGUGGAUCUUUAAUGGGAAUGGCCAACUGUCUUGAUGGACUCCUCAAGGUCUGUCCCAAGUAUGAAAUAAAUAAAAUGAUACAAGCACAGCCGUUUAUGAUGUAUAUUGGCAGUAUUGAUGAUUGUAAAGAUGAGAUAACGACGACCCCAUCUCCACAUUAUACGUCAACGACGCCGUAUAGAAACACCACUAUCUGUGCAUGGGAGAGCAUUUUGGAUACAGCUUCCACAAUUUGCCCUGAUCAAAUGCUGAAACUAGCACAGAAUGAUUCAGAAAAAUGCCCGAAACUUACGUCACUAGCUCAGUGUAUUCAUAUUGCAAUGGUUGCCAGAGAUAUCGAAUGUUCCAUGUCGACUUUUCUACAACUUACCUAUCAAAACGCUGAUUAUAUGAGACAAACGUUCAAUGUUGAAGUUCAGGCUUGUUUAGAUGACAACCAACUGCUGUAUCCACCAUUGUACGUUGUUGAUAGAGGAUCACUCUGUAGCAGUCCUGUGGUCUAUGAUUUUGUAUCUAAUGUUACGUGUAAGGAUUCGGUUAAAGAUUGCAAUUUGGCAACAUAUAUGGAAUGUCUGGCAAAUAAUAUUACCAGAUUGACCAACUCGGAAUGUUCCAUGCAAAACUUCACACCAAAUUUAGCUGUGGAUACCUUCCUUCAAACUUACUUUUCCAAGUGUUCCAAUGAUACAUCUGAUCUGUUAAGCAAUGGAUGUAUCAACCCUCUAUCUACUGCUGACAUGACUUCAAUAUCACCGUGUUUAACACCAAUUAUUCUCAUGAAUGAUGGAGCGUCUUGCAGUAUAUAUGCCCAAUCAUUGAAAUGUAUGACCACGAAAUUAGGCAUGAACUGUACCAUCAAGAUACUUCAUCGGUAUAUCCAAACAGUUUUUAAUAUAGUAGGACAUAUCAGUGGAAAUAUGACACAGAUGUCAGCAAUACCUCGGGUAGCUGAAAUAUGCAACAAUUUUGUAAGUAACUUAACAGUUGAUACGAUACCAGAUAUAUGUCAACAUGGUGAUGCAAUGAUAAACAUGAUAAAACGGUUACCCUGUAUACCACAGUCAGUUCGUAAUAUAUCAACACCAUGUCUUUAUCUAGUGCCAACUAUCAGACAGUGUAUUCAACUUGCAUCUAAUAUGACUGGUUGUAAAGCAGAAGACAUCGUCCAAAUUAUUACAACAAAUACGGAACACCUUAACGACUUCAUACCGAUUCCAGUUUUGGAAAAGUGUUUGGGUAAUGGUACAUUUGAAGAAAAUUGUCCUAUUAUUCUACCAAACCAAUACAAUACGAAUAUAAGAUCCUGUUUGACUCUGAGUAUAACAGCUCGUGCCACCCCCAAUCCUGUCUCUACUGAAGAUGUGUGUAGAAUGGAUUCAGUAGCUGUUAAAUGUGUAAAAGAAAAGGGAAGAAUUGUUGGUUAUGAUUGUCAAACAAAGAGUAUUGUACAGCUGAUAGACCGUACAGCUGAUAUAACCGUUGAUGAAAUAGAGGGUUCUAUUUGUGACCAAUCUGAUAUCAUGGUGAUACUGGCUACAAGCUACCGAUGUUCUAUGACAUACUUCAACUUACAGAGCGAAUCUAUGUGCAGUUUAUUGGAUAAGAUGACGCGCUGUGUUUCACGGCUAUUGUUAGAGUCCGGAAUGUAUUGUGAUAAUAUCAAGAUUAAAGAAGGACUGAUAUCACAAACUCGUAGAUUACAGCCGUAUUUUAAUCAAACCAAGCAAUCAACUAUGAAUGAGUCUUCAUGUAUAUUAGCUACAGACGAGGUAUCGUAUUAUCCUGUUAAUAUGACUGAAUGUUCGGAGAUGGUGGUAUCAGGAUUUGACAUGUGUCAACACGCGUUAAUGAGUUUGAACCAAACACAAGGCACGGAACAGCAGUGUCGUGUACUCGAAGACUCUAUGAAGUGUUUAGUCUAUGCCAGCCAGCUCAGUGGUUAUAAUUGUACUGCUGAUGAUCUUAAAGAAAUGUAUAUUAACAAUAAUACAAUGUUAUCAACAGUGUAUGAUACAUUUUCACAAUCUUGUUCAGGUCCAAUGGAAAUUCCUCGUUUAACAAGCACCAGCCUGUGUAAUACACCGUUUAUGUAUCAUUAUAUGAUACAAUAUAUAUGUUCACAGUUCAUUCCUGGAAACAGUGAUCGAAUGCCUUGCAGUGUCAUUCAAGACCUAGGUAGCUGUAUCAAGUCCGCACUGUCCACUGAGUUCCAGAUGACGUGUCCAAGCUAUUUAAUUGAAGGACAUUUGCAACGGCAGCCGUUUAUGACCUACAUUGGUUCAGUUUCUGUCUGUAGUAAUCAAUCAAGUGGUAAUCUGCAGAGUGGCUGUGAAGGUGUAUCUGUUAAUAGUUGGCACUUUACAGAUUGUAAUCAGCAUUACACCAUGAUCAACCAAGAACCAGAAAAAUCAUGCCUUCACUGGGAAAAAACGAUACACUGCGUACAAACCAAUGUCUACAAUGAUGGUAAAUACCGUUAUUGUAAAACUAAAGAUGUAUUAGGUAGCUUAGUCAAUGGUAUUGAACUUGGUAAAAUACUUCCAAACUUUGAUCCUGAACCAUGUACUAAAGAAAUGUAUGAAAAUCUUCCUGAGGAUUCAUGUGAUGAAAUGAUGCUGUAUAGUCUAGCUAUGAACAAAUGUGAUCCCAAAAAUAACAUUUGUGGACAAGAGGCCAGUAUUAAAGAGUGUGUAUUAAGUGACCUCUACAGCCAUCGUAGCGGAUGUGAGGAUAAAAUAGAUGAAAAACUUUGGUAUCUUAUAUCCAGGAAUAAUCAGAAUUGUUCUGAGGAUCAAUAUUCAAUAGAUAGUCGUAACCAGGUAUACAUCUUCCAAAACAAAACUACAUCAUUCAUCUGCGGAUUAGACUGGAAUGAUACUGAUGCUGAAGUUCUAUGUAAACAACUGGGCUAUUCUUACGGUGUUGGUAAAUCUGAUACGGAGUUUGAGGAGAAUUCGGGCUUUACUUACAACUGUACCGGAAACGAGAGCAGAUUGGAAGAUUGUCCUAAACAUUUCAACCGGGAUUGUUUCUUUCAAAACAAAGUGGCCAAAGCAUUCUGUUACAAUGACGAUAUUCAAUAUGGUUUAAUUGACGGUCAGUCGGCUAAUGAAGGACGCGUAACUGUGGUGAGGAACGGAGUAAAAGGCUAUCUUUGUAGCGGGUAUUAUACUACUUACGAGACCAAUUCUGUAUGUAGAAAACUUGGCUUUGCUGGAGGAGAUGAUUUAGACGACGGUCAGAUAUUGACGAAAUCUUUAGAUAAAUUAUGGAAAAAUACCAUUACCUGUCCGGAUUCUAGUAUUGAUUUUGCUGGUUGUGCCCGGAAGCCAUGGGAUGUUAAUCCACUGCCCGAGAACGAGUCCAAUUAUUGUUACAAGAGUAUGGCUGUAUAUUGUCACAAUAAAACUCGACUAAACACAGCUGAUAGAAAUAAUACCGGUAUGUUGAUGAUGUACGGAGAGAGAAAUGGUCAGACACGACUUUCUCCUGUUUGUAAAGACAAUAUCAACCAAGAUCUAGUCACUGCACAGUGUCAAUACCUUGGCUUUAAUGACGGUGGGGAAUUAUUAGAUGUCAAUCCAUUUGUAUCCACAUUUUCAUCUUUUGGUGUGAAAAUUAACUCGUGUCCACCAACAGCUAACACUAUUGAAGAUUGUGAUAUUGGAUAUGACCAAAUGUGUACGCAAGGACCAGCAAUAUUACACUGUUUUAUCAACCAAGCCAAUCACAGUGAUGGUGAUAUGAAAAUUGAUACAACUGGCAGGAUCUGGGUGUAUAAAUAUGAUUUGUGGGGCACUAUCUGUUCCGAGGGAUGGAAUGAUAAAGCAGCCAGGAGUUUCUGUAGAUCGCAAGGUUAUGAUUCUGGUGUAAGUCGAGAGUUAUCGUAUCUCAGUUACAAUGCUAUUGACACUAAAUGGUUGUAUAACGUAUCCUGUUUUGGAAAUGAAACUGGAUUCUGGAAUUGUGCCCACAAGUAUCCUACAAAUGACGAGUAUAAUGUAUGUAGAUAUGCUGAUGAUGCUGGUGCUUAUUGUUUUAAUCAGUCAGACAAUCCCUACUUCAUACUAAGAGACGGAGUUCCACACACUCCAGGUUCCCUCCCUGAUUAUGGUCGGCUGUACUUCAGUGUAAAAGGCGAAGAAGGAGCUCUUUGUGCCCCCAGAAAUGUCCAACUACCACGAGUCAUAUGUAAACAGCAAGGAUUCGACUAUGGUGAAUAUUUCGAGGGAGAUUUACCUAGUCCUAGGACAUCGAUAUCGUGGAGAGGUGAUUUACGGUGUAGAGACGGCGAUUCAAUGGUGCUGAUGUGUUUCGAAGAUGGGGUGAAUUGGAUCAGAGUCGAUUCUACCAGUCCGUCUGAAAUUUCCUGUGAUGGUCACAAUACUGUUCAAGUUUACUGUUACAGUGAUGCAUGGAUCAGCACUGGUUUCUUAAACACAACUGGUAUGAUUACUGUGGUAGAUAAAACUGAACAACCAAUUGUGCUGUGUGAAAACCAGAUUAACAGAGAGGGACUUAACGUAUUCUGCAAGUCCACCAAAAAGUCUGCAGCACAGAAAAUAAGCUUCAUGCAAUACCCUGGGUAUCAUGCCACUGGAAGUAUAGGGUACAACUGUAGCGGUGGAGAAUUAUAUCUCUCUCGGUGUCAAAUAAAUACUGAUGUCCAAUGUGAAGGUCGGCCUGUUGUGGUUCGCUGUGAUGAUGAUUAUGAUUCUGGGAGUAUAAAAGACUUGGUUAUGGACAGAGACUCUGGUCGGCUGAGGUUACUGAAGUAUGGUGUUUACGGUAGUAUGUGUGCUGACCAAUGGACGGACGUUGAAGCUGAUGUUUUCUGCAGAUCAAAGGGUUAUAUUAAGGGAUAUGCGAAAACUCUCAUAUCUAAUAGUCGAGUGGCACAGUUCCAUUCUUUUAAGUGUUAUGGAUCAGAGACAAGCUUGUUGGAUUGUAAUUAUCUGAACUCUCCUACUAAAACAUGUAAUGAUGCAGCAGUCAAGUGUAUAACAGAAACUGAUGAUUUUGUGAUAUCACUGGAGAAUCAAAAUGAGUUUGAAGGCUAUGGAAAGAUUUUGAUAUCUAGAUCUGGUGUGACGUCAUAUUUCUGUGACACGGGAUAUUUAUCGUCCGCUGAUGUAGAGAAUAUUUGCAGACAUCUCGGUUUUGCGGAAAGUGAAGUUUUAGAUGUAGAUACUAAAGACCAACAAACGUCUGUCUGGGAAGUUGAUUUCGAAUGCAAUUCACAAAACUUGAGUCUCUAUGGCUGUAUCAACAGUGAUUGGAAGUAUGAGUCUUGGAAUGCUUCUGAAAUUAAUCCUUCAAGAUGUCGAUACGAUAUACCACAGAUACGUUGUUCUAAACCAGUUAAUGGGAUAAAACUGCCUGAUUUGAAUACCCGCUGUGAAAAUGACACAAUAUAUGAAAUGGUGGAUAAGGAUUGUGAUGACGUCAUUGAUAACAUCACCGCGGAAGUUAGGACGUCACAAAAGUCAGCAUGCCAGUUUUUCCCCGAGUUAGUUCAAUGUUUGGCAGAAAACCUCAUCUCUAAAGAUAUAUAUUGUACGGAAGGUCAAGUUUUUUCUGCUUUGCGACAAAAUAAACCGGAAAUAAUGUCAAUAAUCGGUGGGCUUAAUACUGAUAACUGUGAUGGUAUGACGUUUACACCAAAUGCUGAUUGCGCGUCACUGCCGCUGUUUUCUCAGUUAUUGCCACAAUGUUUUAAUAUACCAAAUGAAAUAAUAACAGAUCCGACAGAAAUCGCCAAGCUAUGUAGUCAAGGGAGAGAAUUAUUGGGGUGUUUAGCGGUGAAAACUCGAGAAGUGGGUUACCUCUGUCAGGCUGAUGAUUUUAUGACUCUAAUGGCAGAGAACCAACAUUAUAUGACCCAAAAAUUAAGAUUUGACGUUAGUUUCUGUAUACAAAACCCUACACAACAGACAACCCAAGGAACAGUAAUGUCCACUCUCUCCAGUGAUGUCCAUACUCGAUGUUUGAACUCCUCGAUAUAUGACAUGGUGGAUAAAGAUUGUGACGACGUCAUUGAUAAUAUCACAAUGGAAUUACAGACGUCACAGGUGUCUGCUUGUCCAUAUUUUCCAGAAUUAGUGCGAUGCUUAUCCGAGAAACUCAUAAGUAGAAACAUCUUCUGUUCUGAGAUUCAAGUCUUCACCACAUUACGUCAGAAUCAGCCGGAAAUAACCUCAAUAAUCGGUGGUUUGAAUACUGAUAACUGUGACGGUAUGACGUUUGUUCCCAAAGAUGCUUGUUCGUCACUUCCGUUAUAUGGAAAGCUAUUGCCACAAUGUUACGAUGCACCAAAUACAAUGAUAACAGAUCCACAACAAAUUGCUCAACAAUGCGCGAAAGGUUAUGAGAUGGGUCAAUGUUUAUUGAAGAAUAUAGUGGAUCUUGGCUAUACGGGGUGUACUGUGGAUAUGAUAUUGGCUUCCUUUAUGCAAAAUCCUGAAUGGGCUCAGACCAAAUUGAAAUUUGAUAUUGCGCAGUGCCAACAGCCACCAAAGUGA
Molecule: messenger RNA, 9186 nt
Organism: Lottia gigantea (owl limpet)
Lineage: Eukaryota; Metazoa; Mollusca; Gastropoda; Lottiidae
Exons: 56
Coding region: 1-9186 (3061 amino acids)
Cellular component (GO): membrane
Source: RefSeq, a predicted model, not a curated record